Molecule: messenger RNA, 4422 nt
Organism: Phlebotomus argentipes
Lineage: Eukaryota; Metazoa; Arthropoda; Insecta; Diptera; Psychodidae
Gene: Rox8
Product: nucleolysin TIAR
Exons: 3
Coding region: 441-1628 (395 amino acids)
Molecular function (GO): RNA binding
Source: RefSeq, a predicted model, not a curated record
AUCGGGAAAGAGAGGAUGACUCCUGUGUCCGCCAUAUUGGCAAUGUCAGAUGUCAUGUCAUAGACGCCUAGUGACUUUAUUCGUGAUUUUCCUGCAAAAUAAGUGAAAAUAGGUGAAGAAAAGUGCUGAAACGCGUGGCAAAGGUGUCGACAAAGUGCGUGGUGUAGGUAUUUGUAUGGUAGAGACGAAUCCCAGUGCGCUGAGAGAGGAUCUUUCCGGACACUUUGGGUGCGCUUCUCCAGUGGAGUCGGGAGUGUUGGGUCGGCGAAAGCAGGGGCGUACGGACCUUUUUUCACGCAUUUUUGUUCCACAUUUGCACACCACCCACCCCCCAACCGCCCACCCGUGUCAUCCCAGUCGUGUGCAGUGCGCCAGGAGCUGCGGUAGACUUGCGAUAGAGUCCUGAGCUUGGCGGGGCGGAGACAUUCAGGUUGACAAAGAUGGGCGACGAGUCGCAGCCCAAGACCCUGUACGUGGGCAACCUGGACAAUUCGGUCUCUGAGGACCUGCUGUGGUCGCUCUUCGGUCAGAUUGGUCCCGUGAAGAACUGCAAGAUCAUCCGUGAGCCGGGCAACGAUCCUUAUGCCUUCAUUGAGUUCAUUAAUCACCAGUCGGCCAGCACGGCGCUGACAGCGAUGAAUAAGCGCCACUUCCUGGACAAGGAGAUGAAGGUGAAUUGGGCCACGAGUCCGGGUAAUCAGCCCAAGGCGGACACCAGUUCGCACCACCACAUCUUCGUGGGCGACCUGAGCCCGGAGAUUGAGACGGAGACGCUGAGGGAGGCGUUCGCGCCGUUCGGUGAAAUUUCCAACUGUCGCAUCGUGCGUGACCCACAAACGCUCAAGUCCAAGGGCUACGCAUUCGUGUCGUUCGUGAAGAAGGCUGAGGCGGAGAAUGCCAUACAGUCGAUGAAUGGACAGUGGCUGGGGUCCAGGUCCAUUCGCACCAACUGGAGCACCCGCAAGCCGCCGCCGCCGCGCGAGAACAGCAAGGGCGUGAAGGGUGGGAAGCCCUCGUACGAGGAGAUUUACAAUCAGACGAGCCCCACGAACACCACCGUGUACUGUGGCGGCUUUGCGGCGAACAUGAUCACGGAGGAUCUGGUGCACAAGCACUUCGGUCAGUUCGGCGCCAUACAGGAUGUGCGGGUGUUCAAGGACAAGGGCUACGCCUUCAUCAAGUUCACCAGCAAGGAAGCUGCCACGCAUGCCAUCGAGGCGACCCACAACACCGAGAUCAACGGACAGGCGGUGAAGUGCUUCUGGGGCAAGGAGAACGGCGGCGACGCCACCAGCAACGCCCAGCCAUCCAGUCAGGCGCAGCCGGUGCAACCGCAGGGCGCCCAGUACCCCUACUCGUAUCAGCAAAUGGGCUACUGGUACCAGCCGGGAUAUCCAGCGGCACAGAUGCCGGCGCAGUACAUGCAACAGGGCUACUAUCCCUACGCCUACACGAGUCCGCAGCAAGGAGCCGGAGAUAUGUUUUCAGCAUAUCGCAUGGUCCAGCCGGCCAAUACGAUGUACAUGGGAGUGCCCACGGUACAGACUGUUACGGCGGCCACGAAUGGGGCCACCGCGAGUCAGCCACAGAUUAUGUAUACGGCGAUGCCACAGUAUCAGACACAAUGAGACGAACCCAACACUGAGGACACAGCAGCACAAACAACCAAGAGGAUCAAGAGAUAGGAAUUUGACAGGCAUUGUCCACAUGCGGGGAAGAUGAGAAGAAACUUGUAUAACUUGUAAGAAUUUGCUAUACAUACCUUUAUAUAUAUAAAUCUCACGCGCUCACGAAGGAAUCCUUCCAGAAAAACAUGCAAAAGUGACGAAAGAAUGAUUUGAGUUCAAGGGUAUUUUUUUUUAAUUAGUUUACGAGAAGACAUUCUUUGAUUUUUUUUUGUUUUUCAAGCAUGAUUUUCUGAAGAAAGAACAAGAGAGAAGAAAAAAACAUCAUUUCCUUUCGAGAAAAGUCUCUUCUCCGGGUUGUUUGUGACGAUCGCGGUAUAUCAAAGUAAAGAAGGGAAGAAAAACACUCUUGUCUCGUGAGAAGUAAAGAAAAUUCCAUAGAAUAAUCUCUAUGAAAUUCUCUAUUUAGUGAAUUGUUUUUGUGCUUUUCUUUUUUGGAAAGAUUAUCCAAAAUCGUGGGUAAAGAGAAAUGCGAAAUGUUAGAUUUUGCAGGGUUGGAGAAAAAGGACAAAAAAUGUAUAUGUAAAAUAAACUGAAAAUAUUCCCUUUGUAUUGUGUAAGAAAAUUUGGAUUUAAUCAAUUUAAGGAAUAUCUUCUUUGCAUACGUGAAGUGAAAUGGAGCAAAACUGUAGGUUUUAACAAAAAAAAGGAAGAGGAGGAGAAGCUGCGAUGCGGGGGGAAAUGCGCAUUGAUUUUUAAGAGAAAAUGGGUAUUGAGAAAUGUGUGAUAUAUGUUAAAGAAAAAAAAGAUAAAAGAAAAAAGUACGGUAAAUAGAAAAAAUACACACGAGACUCCUUUUAUCGUCAAAAUAUCAAUAUUUUUCGAAUAUUUUUUGUGUGUGGUUUUCUUUUUUGAAACAUUUUCACGCACUUUCUGCUAUAAAUUAAGCAAAGAAACAAAAUUUUUCCUAUUUUAACAUUUCUAAAAAAAAACAUUUAUACAUAAUAUUGACAAACUUUGGCAAUACAGCAAUGCUAAUAUUUUAAUUUAUUUUUCCCUUAGCUUCUUAUAAAAUAACUCUUAGAUUUUUUUUGUGUGUGAGUAUUUUGGUUGGUCGGAAUAACUUAAAUCAAUGUCAUUUUGUCUUCGGUUACGUAUUUAACAUGCUGAAGAAAAUACAGUCAUGCCAAAAUUAAUCAUAUCUGAAAUUUUGAAUAACAAAGAGAAACGAAAUUUUUUUCACAAAAGACCUGAGAAUUCAUAAGAAAUGGAGAAAAAAGAAAUUCGGUAAUUUCCCCCUCAAAAAGAGUAAAGAAAACUAUAUUGGAAAUCACAAUAUUGUUAAAGACAAGAUUUGCGAACGAGGAUGAGAAGAGAUUAGAUUAGGACAAAGUAAUAAAAGAAAAUGUAACCUGCAGACAAGAUUGUGUCUGAAAAUCUUUUGUAAAUAAAAGUGAGUGGAUUGAGAAGUGAGAAAAAGAUGCGGAGGAAAACCGUGAAUAAGUGUGAAAGGAGAUCAACAAAUCAAAGUAUAAUAUUAUUAUCCAUUUCAUUACUGAAGAGAAAAGAAGUAUAAAGCAUUACCUGUUUCCCAAAAAGAUCACGGAAUAUGUAAAUACAAGGAUAACAAAGCUAAAAAUGGACGGUCAAGAGAGAGAGUUAUAAUGUGUAAAAUAAGCCGCUGAAAAAGGAUUAUUUGGGGGUGAUUGUUGUGGGGAAAUAUAAAUCUGUACAAAAGUACAUGAGCAAAGUGAAGAAGAAGUCUAUGAAGAGUGAGUAAUUGUGGGCGGAAAGUCGAUGAAGGGGAGAAAUAUUAUCACUAAAAAAAAACGCUGCAUAAUUUAUUACUACGACGAGGAAGAGAGUAUGAUUUGACGGAGUUUAGCGCGCAGAUCAGAUCAGACUGCAGAAAUUUAAGGACAAAAAAAUACGUUGUGGAUGAAGAUAUAUUUUUAUACGAUAUGUGCUUUUGAUCCCGUUGAAACGAAGGGAGAUUUUGAGGAAAAAUGCAGGAUUUUUCUUGCAUUGGCAGUGACGAAAAAAAAGGGGUUUGGACUUGAUGAUUUUUGAUGGCAUUGUAUUUUCUCGAUGAUCAUUUUCGAGGGUCCAGCCAAUAUCGAAGAGAAAGGACACACGCACGCACUUUCGCUAUUGAAAUUCAUUUCACGCAUGGAAAAUAUUCAAGGCAAAUUAUUCUACAUUCCAAUAGCAUAUCAGCAGCAGACAACGAAAAGAUAUUUUUUGAAAAUGUUUUUCCGUGUGUUUCUCAUUAGAAACAUGGUUUUUUGGGAUUGUUUAUUUGGAUAAUUGAGAUAUCGAAGAUAACUUUUAUUAUAAAAAUUUAAUUUGCCAGACAAAAUGUGUCCUUUGAAUUAUCAUCACUCAAGUGUUUGGAGAAGAAUAUUAUGAAGAAAUCAUCCUGAACAUUGAAUAUCGAUCAACGGAAAGUGAAAAAAAAGAGUAGAGAGAAAUAUUUAUUUUAUAGGAGAAAAGAUGAGCAAAAGUGGAAGAAUAAAACCAUGAAAUGUUCAAUUUGCGACUCCUCUUUUUGCAAGUGAAUAUAGUUUGAUGAGAAGUGGUUAGUAAGUCGAGUAUGUUUUAUAUAAUAAACAAUAUACAACCUUAAUUAAUAUGAAUGGGUGAAAUUUGCCGCUGACGCGAAGUUGAGAAUUCUGAGAGCAGAGAAUUGAGUUUGAGCGAAGGAGAUGGAAUAUUUGGUGAGGAUUUGUGUAGGUUUUUAAGAGGUUUGGGAAGGAAGUUUGGGGAGAAAAGAUGAUGGAAAAAUAGAUUGUAAGAA